Messenger RNA from Cloeon dipterum, 1762 nucleotides. Its product is annotated as transmembrane protease serine 9-like. The coding region runs from base 16 to 1716 and encodes 566 amino acids. Gene Ontology annotation, biological process: proteolysis. The record is from RefSeq and is a predicted model, not a curated record. Lineage: Eukaryota; Metazoa; Arthropoda; Insecta; Ephemeroptera; Baetidae. The transcript is spliced from 10 exons. Gene Ontology annotation, molecular function: serine-type endopeptidase activity.
GUACUUCAAUCUACCAUGAAGUUUCUUGUUGCUUGUCUGUUUAUUUUCGGCGCCGUAAAGGCGGCUGACUGGGCAAAUAUUCGCCCUUUUUACAAGACGCGUCCAGGACUGCAACCGGUGAUCUCGAGCAGGAUCAUCGGGGGCGAAAUUUCUGAGGCGGGACAGUUCCCUUACCAGGCUGGUAUCACAAUUGACUUGCUAGGUUUUUGUGGCGGCUCUUUGAUUGCUCCAAAUAUUAUCCUGACUGCUGGACACUGCGUGAAAGGAUCCAUUUUUUGGGAGGUUGUUCUUGGCGCACAGAAAAUUAAUAACGAAACUGAGCCCAACCGUCAAACGUUCACAACCCGAAAUCGCACUUUGCACGAAGGCUACGAUGAAACCGUUAUUAACAACGAUAUUGCUAUCCUCGUUCUUAACGAAGACGUGGAAGGCCCAGGAAUCAGUCCUGUCCGGCUUCCAUCUAGGUCUCAGGUCAGCAACACUUUUGAUGGUGUACCACUUACCGUCUCUGGAUGGGGAAGGACUCAGGACUGGAAUCCUUUCACGAGCAAUGAGCUGAGAUUCGUCGAGGUUACCGGCAUUAGCAAUGCUCUCUGCGCGGAAUACUAUGGCAUUGAUAUCAUCAACGAAUCUAAGCUGUGCAUCGACACGCUUGGUGGAAGCGAAGGCACCUGCAACGGAGACUCCGGUGGCCCCCUUGUCUUCUACGAGGAUGAUGGUCUGCCCACUGAGGUCGGCAUCGUCUCCUUCGGUUCCUCUGCUGGUUGCGAGUCUGGCGCUCCUGCUGCCUUUACCAGGGUCACAGAGUACCUUGACUGGCUUGAAAUUAACGCUGGUGUCACUAUUAGACAUCCAGCAAGUCGGUACCUCAUAGCCACCAUGAAGGUUCUUGUUGCUUGUCUGUUGUUGGUUGCCGCCGCCCAGGCCACAGAAUGGGCCAAGGUUCGCCCUGUCUUCAAGACGCGCCCUGGUCUUCGCGCUGUGAUGCCCAACAAGAUCAUUGGCGGAUCUGAAGCCACUCCCGGACAGUUCCCCUUCCAGGCUGGAGUCACCAUUGACUUCGGAGGCUUCUGCGGAGGCUCCCUGAUUUCCGAGACUGUUGCCCUGACCGCUGCUCACUGCGUUGAUGGAUCUUCCAUCUGGGAGGUUGUUCUCGGUGCUCAGCUGAUCAACGAUAACAGCGAGCCUACCAGGCAGACUUUCCUCACCUCUGAUGCCGUCGCUCACGAGAACUACAACGCCUUCAACAUCAACAACGAUAUCGCCAUCAUCAACCUUGGUGGAACCGCCGGAUCUGACGUUAUCAGCCCUGUCAGGCUUCCCUCCAGGUCUCAGGUCGGAGAAACCUUCGAGAACGUUGUUGCCCGCGUUUCCGGAUGGGGCAGGACUUCUGAUUCCAACCCCUCCAUCAGCCCUGUGCUGAAGUACGUUGACGUCACCGUCAUCAGCAACGCUGAAUGCGCUUCAUACUACGGCAACAUCAUCAACGAUUCCAAGAUCUGCGUCGACACCAACAACGGUGCUGAGGGAACCUGCAACGGAGACUCUGGCGGCCCCCUGACCAUCACCGAGGCUGACGGCCAGGUCACCGAGGUCGGCAUUGUGUCCUUCGGCUCCUCUGCUGGUUGCGAGUCUGGCGCUCCUGCUGCCUUCACCAGGGUCUCUGAGUUCCUUGACUGGCUGGAAACCAACGCUGGCGUCACCAUCAGGCCUUAAGAUGUCACUUAUUUCAGAUUGAAAUAAAACUAAAAUUAAACAAACA